Messenger RNA from Stegastes partitus (bicolor damselfish), 2362 nucleotides. RefSeq names its product ring finger protein 121 (gene rnf121). Gene Ontology annotation, molecular function: ubiquitin protein ligase activity; metal ion binding. Gene Ontology annotation, cellular component: Golgi membrane; endoplasmic reticulum membrane. The transcript is spliced from 9 exons. The record is from RefSeq and is a predicted model, not a curated record. Gene Ontology annotation, biological process: ERAD pathway. Lineage: Eukaryota; Metazoa; Chordata; Actinopteri; Pomacentridae. The coding region runs from base 26 to 1024 and encodes 332 amino acids.
GGAACAUUAAAGCGGCACUCCGAAGAUGGCCGGGGUGUUUGAGGUGGAGGUUGACGGUGUAGAUCACGACCAUGGACUGGAGCAUCACGAUGAACCGAACCAGUUUGAUGUGUCCAAGCUUUCACCGGAAGAGAAGUGGAGAGUGGAGCAUGCAAGAAUGCAUGCCAAACACAAGGGCCACGAGGCCAUGCACGCAGAGAUGGUGCUGAUCCUCAUUGUCACCCUGGUCGUCGCCCAGUUAGUCCUUGUGCAAUGGAAACAGAGGCAUCCAAAGUCAUACAAUCUGGUGACUCUGUUCCAGAUGUGGGUAGUGCCUCUCUACUUUACUACCAAACUUCACUGGUGGAGGUUCCUGACCACAUGGUUUAUCUUCUCUGUCAUCACAGCCUACAUCUCCUUCCGUGCCACUCGCAAGCCGCUGGCCUGCACCACACCGAGGUUGGUGUAUAAGUGGUUCCUCCUUCUGUACAAGAUCAGCUAUGCCACGGGGAUAGUUGGCUACACUGUCGUCAUGUUUACACUUUUUGGUAUUAACCUAAUAUUCAGGAUAAAGCCAGAGGAUGCAAUGGACUUUGGAGUUUCACUACUUUUCUACGGGCUGUACUACGGAGUCCUCGGGAGGGACUUUGCAGAGAUGUGUGCAGACUUCAUGGCUUCAACUGUCGGGUAUUACAGUGCAUCUGGCAUGCCAACCAAGCACCUCUCUGACAAUAUCUGUGCCGUGUGCGGUCAGCCCAUCCUCGUAGAUGUCAGUGAGGAAGGGAUUAUUGAGAACACGUACAGAUUAUCCUGCAACCAUGUGUUCCAUGAGUUCUGCAUAAGAGGAUGGUGUAUCGUCGGAAAGAAGCAGAUGUGCCCGUACUGCAAAGAGAAGGUGGAUCUGAAGAGGAUGUUUAGCAACCCCUGGGAAAGGCCGCACGUCAUGUAUGGACAACUUUUAGACUGGCUUCGGUACUUGGUGGCCUGGCAGCCCGUUAUUAUUGGAUUUGUGCAAGGUAUCAACUACGUCCUGGGUCUGGAGUGACCCGCGACUGGCAGAAAUGGACAUACAUGCCAUGCUGAGAAGAUAUGCACUGGCUCAAAGGACUGAGGGCCUAACAUUGAACUAAAAACACCAAUAAAAAAAAAAAAGAAGAAGUGUCUAUACUUUUUGUAUAUAUUUAUAGGCACAUAUCUGUAUUUACGGUUUAUUUGAAUUCUAUUAGUUAUCUGAAUUUGGAUGUCUGUGUCAGUUUGCCAGGAUUCUUUGCAUCACACAGCGUUAUACUUUUAACGAUUGGUUUGUUCAUCUUACAGCCGAGUCAAUCGGUGUCAAAAUCAUUAGAGAGGAGCUUUUUACUAAUUUAUGUCUUAAGUGUUUCUACUUAGUUAAAGGAUCAUGCUGGAGCUUCGUGUCAUUCGUCACUGUAUUGGAGGUAAAAGGUCAAUCCAAGUGACCUCAUGCCUGCUGGUCAUCACACACUUGUAAUGGAAACCAGCAUAAGUCAUCACUUCCUGUGCCUCCUAAGUACAUGAACCCUCUGUCCACUGUACAACUGCUUUGUUUCACAUAGUCGCUCAUGUUUGUGUUUGGCAUGAGCUAAAUGUUUGAACUGAAGUGAUACAAGUUUCGCAAGGGCUCGCUGUCAUGUGUCAUGAGCGGAGGCGUCAUCACGGAGGAAAAAAGUGCUUGUUGUAUUAAGCAGGGAAUACUUCAUGCAGUACGUGUUAAGAUGGAACUUUUUGUCUUACUGAGUUUUAAAACACUGACUCACUGUCUUCAUAGAAAUACUCAUCCCUAGCCACUGGCAUUUAGAUGACCUUUUACCUCUUGUAUAAUAUCUAGACAUCUGUAAGCAUGAAUUUGAAAACGGACUAAAUGGAUAUAACAAAGCUUGGCCAAAUAUAACCAAAACUCAAAAAGUAGUCUAGAAAGCGCUGAAGAUAUUCUUUCAGGCGAAAUGAACUAAAAUUGGUUGUAAGCAACAAUAAAGCUACAACACCACUUAUUAACUCUUAUCAAAUCAUUGGAAUUUGAUCUGGAAAGCAAACAAAAACAUCCCGCAAUGAUCCUUUAACUCUGUGAGCGUGUUGCCGGUGCCAGUCUUAUUUCCAUGUCACCUGUUCAAUCCAUCGUCUCUACUGCUACUGUAUGUGGGGUUUUCCGGGGGUUAAAAAGUUGCUGGAAGGUGACGGUCGACGGUACUCUGCAGGGACUGGACCCAGUAAAUGCAUCAUAAUGCCAGUUUUGAGGGACAGUUUCUGGUCCUCGGACCUCGCCACCAGCUCAGAUAGUAAAGGGACUGUGUACAACGACAUGAUCAUUUUGUUCUGUUGUCAAUGUUUUCAUCAAGAUGAGUUAAUAAAUGUCACAUGGUUCAGA